UAUCAUUUACCUCGUCUUCUCCGUCAGCUGUUUAUACAGUAACCGCUAACAUUAUCUAACAUUUCAUAUAAAAAAACAUUUAAAUAAAGCACCAGAAUAUCAUCACAUUCAGCAUUUAACUGGUUGUAAAGUAUCUGAAAGCACAGAAGGAUCAGUGGAUAUAUGAGCAGUUGGAGUGACGUUUGAACUUUAACGGCCGUUAGUGAGUGUGAUGCAGCGGAGCUAAUAAUAAAACACUUACAGACUACACAAACAUUACACAAACAGGUUAACAAUGGGGAUCAAGGCAGCCCUUCCCAAGAUUGAGCUGUACAUCUACUCAGCUGUUCUCGGUCUUGCACUCUUAUGGGCAGGCAGCUGGAUCAUUGACGCCUCAAGUGAGAAUGUAAACAGGAAAGCAUUUAGGGAGAGUGUGAAACCAGGAUGGCAUUAUUUUGGCAGAAGAAUGGAUGUUUCAGAUUUUGAAUGGGUUAUGUGGUUUACCACUUUCCGUAACCAUAUCCUGUUUGCCCUCUCCGGUCAUGUGAUCUUUGCAAAGAUCUGCUCAAUGCUGUCUCCAAAGAUUGGUAUAGAUGGAUGCAAGCACAGAUCAUUGAUCUAUAUGCUGUAUGGAUUUCUGGCUGUCCUGAUUACUACGGGAUGGACAUACGUCUCUCUCAUCCUGUCUCACUGCAUCAUCCUCUACAGCGUUGCGCUCAUGAAGAGGAAGUGGCUCUGUUUUGUGGCUGGACUUACCAGCCUGGCGACUAUCAAGAUGGAACCCUUUAACACCUGGCAGGAAGGGUUUGUGACAGGCUCCUUUGAUCUACAAGAUGUCUUGUUCUAUGGAGGUUGUGGAUUCUCUAUUAUGCGCUGUAUGAGUUUUGCAUUAGAGAGCUGUGAGAAGAAAGAUGGUAACUACACGUUCAUGGAUCUGAUCAAGUACAACUUCUACCUCCCAUUCUUCUUCUUUGGACCUGUCAUGACUUUUGAUCGAUUCCAUGAGCAGGCUAACAACCCUAACUUGACUCGUAAAGAACGAGAGAUGUGGAACAUCACCAUUCAUGCUUUGGUGCAACUUGGGGCAAUUUUGGUGGUGGAUGUCUUCUUCCAUUACUUGUACAUAUUGACCAUCCCUAGCGAUAUGAAGCUUGUGAAGCAGCUGUCUGACUGGUCUUUGGCUGGUUUGGCAUACUCUAAUCUAGUGUAUGACUGGGUGAAAGCAGCGGUCAUGUUUGGUGUCAUUAACACCGUAUCCAGACUGGACCAUCUGGACCCUCCUCAGCCCCCAAAAUGCAUCACAAUGCUCUAUGUCUUUGCUGAAACGCACUUUGACAGAGGAAUCAAUGACUGGCUAUGCAAAUAUGUCUACGAUUAUAUCGGAGAAAACCAUGAUGCCAUCUUGAAGGAGCUUCUGGCGACCAUCUGCACAUUUGCUGUCACAACGCUGUGGCUCGGACCUUGUGAACUGGUUUACAUUUGGUCUUUCUUUAACUGCUUUGGGUUGAACUUAGAACUGUGGGUCGCUAAGCUUUUCUCUUUGCCUCCAUUCUCCACCAUUGAGAAUAAUCUUAUGUCUGAAGCAAUGUCACGUCGAAUCAGGGGUUUGUUCAAUUCUGUCAACUUCUGGCAAAUCGUCCUGUAUAAUGUCCUGGCACUGAACAGUCUGGAUUUUGCUCAGCUGGUUGCAAAGAGAUUGCUGCUUAAAGGCUUUCCUGUGUCCACUCUCAUCGUGCUGUUUGUGACUUACUGUGGCGUUCAGCUAAUAAAGGAGAGAGAGAGAAAGCAAGCUCUGCUGGAUGAACCAGAACCAGUGCCCACCCCAGAGCCGGGCAAACAGAAAGCCGAGUAAAGGACAGAGAGGUUACUGAAUCUGAUCCAACUCUUGAGGUCUCUCUUGUUAAUUCUGCCACUGAGCGUUCAUGCCAGACCGCUGCAGUCCCGUCACUAUGGUCACUGCUUUGCACAAAUCUGUUUUAAAAACAUUAAAUCUUUUUAACUGUGAAUAGUUCUUAAGUGCACUUGCUGUAUCCUAAUGCAACCUGUAAUACAGACAAACCUGUAUUUUUUAUUUAUAUUUUAAGUGGAUAUUUAAAGGAUGGGCUUGACAAAUAUUUUAUGAAUAAAUAAUAUAUUGAACAAUAAAGAGAAAAUGUGAAAUGUU
Molecule: messenger RNA, 2143 nt
Organism: Triplophysa dalaica
Lineage: Eukaryota; Metazoa; Chordata; Actinopteri; Cypriniformes; Nemacheilidae
Gene: hhatla
Product: hedgehog acyltransferase like, a
Exons: 13
Coding region: 275-1831 (518 amino acids)
Biological process (GO): negative regulation of N-terminal protein palmitoylation
Cellular component (GO): endoplasmic reticulum
Molecular function (GO): acyltransferase activity
Source: RefSeq, a predicted model, not a curated record